GCUUGCCUGUCCAGUACGCGAGAGCUGGCGAGCAGCAAUAGACAACGCGUUAUCAGCAACGCUGAUCGUUUAAUGGCCCCGGGCUGUUACCAAACUGCCGUAUAUAAGGGCGACCAGUAAUCCGUCUAGGUCCGACCCCCUCACCACCCUCUCCACGUCGCCGCGAAAGCGUCUGCAGCGUGUCACUGCCACUCCGCGGCAUAUUUCUUUUUUUGAUUGCUCUCAUCCCGCCGUUCACACCUUCAUCGUCGCCGUCAUUUAGUCUGGAAAGAACGCACCGACUGGGACGAUAGCCAUGAGCUCCGCCGCAGCGGCUGCCAAGAGCGCGCUGCAAUGUUCCGACACUGCCGAGGUCACCCAGGCACUGCUCAAUGGAUCUGUCGUGGACGACGGCCAACGCAGGCGGCAUCAUGGAGGCGCCGGCAAGAUGCUCUCGACAUUCCUGCACAAGCUGCGACGGACCAAGGAGCCCGGCGCGGACCACAUGCAGACGUCGCUGAAGCGAUGUCUCACCACCUUCGACAUCACUCUCCUCGGCAUCGGCCACAUGAUGGGCUCCGGCAUCUACGUGCUCACUCCGUCGGUGGCCAAGAACAUCGCGGGUCCGGCGCUCAUCGUCUCCUACAUGGUGGCCGGCAUCGCGUCCCUGCUCGCUGCCCUCGCGUAUGCCGAAUUCGGCGUGCGGUUUCCGCGAGCCGGCUCGGCCUACUCGUACUCUUACUUUAGCGUCGGCGAGUUCUGGGCCUUCUUCGUCGGUUGGAACGUGGUCCUCGAGAACGUGAUCGGAAUCUCGGCCGUGGCCCGAGCCUGCAGCGCGUACAUAGACUCGCUCACCCACGGCGCCAUCAAGGGUGCCAUCAUGAACACUACCGGGGAGCUUCCGGGCCCGUACCUGUCCCCUUAUCCCGACUUCCUGGCGCUCGGCAUCAUCGCGGUGUACGUGGCGUUCAUGUCGGUCGGCGUUCAGGCAACCUCGUGGCUCAACAACAUUCUCUGCUGCGUCAACAUCUUCGUCCUCUUCAUCAUCAUCGGCGUGGGCGGCUACUACGCGGACUUCGACAACUGGACCAACCCGGAGACCGGAGGCUUUGUGCCCUUCGGCGUGCACGGCAUCCUGGCCGCGUCGGCGGCCUGCUUCUUCGCCUACGUCGGCUUCGACGCCAUCGCUGCUUCAGGCGAGGAGGCCAAGAACCCUCAGCGCUCGCUGCCCAUCGCCACCUUCAUCUCGAUGACCGUGGUCACGGUGCUGUAUGUGGCCGUCUCCGCGGUGCUCACGCUCAUGGUCAACUACAAGGACAUCGUGCCGGACUCGGGUCUACCGGACGCCCUGGAAACCAAGGGAGCAAUCUGGGCUAAGAUCGUGGUGAUCAUUGGCGCCCUGUGCGGAAUGUCCACGGUGCUCAUAGGCACGCUGUACGCGCUGACCAGGAUAGCGUACGCCAUGGCAGACGACGGCCUCAUCAUGCACCUGUUCGGCACAGUGAACAAGCGCACCAAAAUCCCGCUCAUUGCCAUGUACGUGUUCUCGGCGCUGGCCGGCCUGCUCGCCGUCAUCCUGGACAUCGAGACCCUGGUGGAGAUGAUGUCCAUCGGCACGCUGUUUGCCUAUCUCGUCGUCAGCGGCGGCAUCAUCAUCUUCCGGUACCGGGAGCCCGCCAAGAAGGAUGUGCUGGAGAUGGGCUCAAUGACCGAGAAGCCGGUGAACGGUUCUUCGGGUAGCCCGGCCUGCAACGGAUCCGCCAGCACCGCCUACAACCGACUGUUGCCCCGGUUCCAGUUCAUGUCCUCCGUGCUGGGCAGCGUGCCCACCGACCUGAUAAUCUCGCUCAGCGUGGUCGGCAUCGUGGUGGUGACGCUGGUGUUGGGCUUCUACGCCCAGGGCCUGUGGGCCGAGAUAUCCGACGGAGUCUGGUGGGCCGUGCUCGUGCUCGUGGUGCUCGUGCUCAUGCUGCUGGCCCUGUGCUUCCUCAUCUCCAUUCACAAGCAGGCCAUCACGGAGCAGCGGUACAAGAUGCCGUUCGUGCCCUUUCUGCCCAUUUUGAGCAUCGUGGUCAACACCAUUUUGCUGACAACCCUACAUGGACUUACUUGGCUUCGUCUUCUUGUCUGGGUAGCAAUAGGUCUCACGGGUUACUUCAUCUAUGGUACCCAGCACAGCAAGCUCAACAAGCCGCAACAAGACCAGUGCUGCAACCACGCCGUCGAUGGCAUGGCAACCAACGGAAAGUCUCAGCAGCAGUCUUCGGGCAACAGCCACCUCUGAGGAACUAGAGGUGGGGCUCGUCCGGAACCGCCCAAGUCCGACGGCACGUUGGUCGGUCGAUGCCAGCAGUGACGCUGGCGACGUUCAAGUCCUCGGCGAAACUGACGUCGCUGGUUACGCCGAAGUCACUGGGCUGAGCGCGACGAGACGCAGCAGUCGGCAGCGAACCAGGAAUGGCGGCUCUGCCGUAGACAAACGGCAUCUUCCGGAACGGGCAGUUGGCUGGUGAUUACGUUGUUACGAUUGGGCGUGCGCCGAACGAGUGAACGUAAAUGAGGUGCUUCACGUUGACUUCGUAGCCGUGGCAGUAGGAACAGCCACGGUAUGGACGACGUAACAGGAUCUUCGAGACAUCGAGACGUGUUGCGUAUCAACUCUCAUCUGUACAUUGAAUCUUCGCGAAGUUUCGUCGGGACGGUUCCUGAAAUGGUGCUUAGUCAUCGUGAUAUUGUGCAGCAAUAUGCUUCCGAUGGUGUUAUCCCUUGGUACUGCAGUGCGGACGCGUGCGGGCGUAUCCGGUGGAUAGAUGGAGCUCUUCACCGCUCAGUGCAAUCACGGAAGAUCUCGUGUCAUGGACGCAGGCAGCUGACCUUGUCGCUGGAACAAGAACAACCAGCUUCAUCGAAAACCUUCAUGCAUUAUUUUUGUUUAUUUUUUCCCUCUAGCCCACACGUAAAACGGAACAAUAAGUGUUGACGACCAAAGCAGGACUUUUUCUGUUUCCGAACAUACAACAGGAAAAAAAAUGUUAUGUUCUUCAGGCCAGUCUUGCUACGGAUGAGACACGAGAAUCCAAUUGUACAUUUUCAUGCUCUAUGUGCGUAUUUAGUAGCAGUCCUUUCGUUCUAUUACGACGUUUUUCGCCACGAUUCUCGGCUGCUUUACGAAGUUAUGACGAGCCGAAAGAUCAAAUUAUGUGUACAAAGUGGGGGUGACAGCUACCUAUUUUAUGCAUGCUUGAUGCUAUUGUUCACCGUUGUCCUGCACCUGCUGUUUUAUGUAUGCAUUUUCACGGUAGACUUUUUAGGCUUCUCAGGUGAUGCAACUUUCACCCCAAUAACAGUCGCUCGACUGUUCUACGAGCCUGAUUCCCCUAAACCGGAAACUGUUGUUUGGGCGCUAACUUUCGAAAUAUGGACACAAAAAGAUGCAAUCUUCGUGGGAAUGUAGAUGUAAAAUAUUCGUACCUGAAUCGAGGUCUACUUUUUCGUCAACUCUUCACUUCUUUAUUGUUCGUCCUAGUUUUUGUCGCCGUGUCUGCGCUAGAUAUAGAUGUCCGUUUUUUUUCUAUUUUAUAAUUAAUAUAUUUCUUUUGUAUUCUGAUAUGCACUGUAAAUACAUUGCAGAUAUAACUAUUUAUGCAUCUUAGCUUUCAUAAAGAGCCGAUACUGGAUAUGUUGCUUUUAAUUCUCUUAUUUUAACACGUUCGAGAAGCUUUAGUAAAUUUUAACGUUAAUGAGGAGGACAGAAAGCACUGGGUUUUUUGGGAAAUUCAGAAUAUAAAACAGUAAAAUAGGCAUAGCAGAGUCAUAUUUGAAUCUAAAUACCUCUGCCUAAUAAUAUUUGUAUCAUAAUUGUUGCUAAUACGUAUUAGCUGCGCGUGUCUGGUGAUAUUUAUGCCGGCACUAAGGGUAUAAAUAUGUAUAUAAAGUAAAAUGGCAUUCAUGUUUCUUUUAGAUAGC
Molecule: messenger RNA, 3945 nt
Organism: Rhipicephalus microplus (southern cattle tick)
Lineage: Eukaryota; Metazoa; Arthropoda; Arachnida; Ixodida; Ixodidae
Product: cationic amino acid transporter 4
Biological process (GO): transmembrane transport; amino acid transport
Cellular component (GO): plasma membrane
Molecular function (GO): amino acid transmembrane transporter activity
Source: RefSeq, a predicted model, not a curated record